Molecule: messenger RNA, 513 nt
Organism: Leptosia nina
Lineage: Eukaryota; Metazoa; Arthropoda; Insecta; Lepidoptera; Pieridae
Source: the annotation of a GenBank genome assembly
AUGUUUUUCCUAGGAACCGCACCGUCCGGUGCGCACACAGAACCUUGGACCUUCGUCGUAGUGCAAGAUCCUGACAUCAAAGCAGCCAUAAGGAGUAUUGUGGAAGAAGAAGAAGAUCUAAACUAUGCUAGACGAAUGUCUAGACAGUGGGUGGCAGAUUUAAAGCCAUUCGCCACGGACGCCACUAAACCCUACCUCUGUGACGCACCAGCUCUGAUUUUGGUGUUCAGACAGACGUAUUCCUUGCGUAAUGACGGAAAGAAACGAAUGCACUACUACAAUGAGAUUAGUGUUGCCAUCGCUGCCGGUAUUUUACUGACAGCUAUUCAGUAUUGCGGCCUAGUAGCUUUGACGUCCACGCCUCUGAACUGCAACGCGCGUCUACAAAAUCUUCUCUCGAGGCCCAGUAAUGAGAGACUGGAACUCCUACUCCCAGUGGGCAGACCUCACCCCGAGGCCACCGUCCCUGAUCUCAAGAGAAAAAGUCUAAAUGAAAUUAUGAUCAACGUUUGA